Messenger RNA from Cucurbita maxima (winter squash), 2177 nucleotides. RefSeq names its product CBL-interacting serine/threonine-protein kinase 10-like. The transcript is spliced from 2 exons. The record is from RefSeq and is a predicted model, not a curated record. NCBI's taxonomy places the organism in Eukaryota, Viridiplantae, Streptophyta, Magnoliopsida, Cucurbitales, Cucurbitaceae. Gene Ontology annotation, biological process: protein phosphorylation; signal transduction. Gene Ontology annotation, molecular function: protein kinase activity; ATP binding. Bases 553 to 1989 code for a protein of 478 amino acids.
CCUCCCAUAUGCAUUACAUUGAAAAAUCAUUUCGAAUUUAUGAGCUUAAACCAAGCUUCCAUCUUAAUCCUCUCCAUUAAUCCUCGAUCUCGAGAUUUUGCUGCUCUUAACCACAAGCCGCCUCUUCGCUUAACCAAAACGGGAUCUCUUGCUGAGUAUCUCGCUUUUGGCUGAAGGGUGGGCGGUGGUGGUUGAUUUCGAUUAAAGAGAAACCAGAGGUGCUCCAAUUCUCUGGUUUUCCAGGGAAUGCCGAAAAAUGACUCUUAUCCUUCACAAUUCUUUCUCAAACAUCUAUAAUUGUUUUGAUGCAGUUGAAUUGCCCUGUUUUGCAUUGGAGGAAAACAGUGUCAUAAAUCAGGAAACCUCACCUGAUUUGUGCUUUCAAACGCUCAAUCUACAUGCAAGUUAUUGCGUAGAGCGCGUACUCUAUCAGUACUCGAUUUAUGGGAAGAUGGUUGAGCAUCUUUUUUAUUAUCAACUCCUGCAUUGUUGAUCUGGUUGAUAUUAGGAUAUUGUUCUGUACUUUUCAAUUUUAGGAUUUGAUAGAUUGGGAUGGAUAAUAAGCAGAUUGUGGUGGUUCAAAGAUAUGAAUUAGGGAGAUUACUCGGCCAAGGAACCUUUGCGAAGGUAUAUUAUGCGAGAAAUACAGAAACUAAUCAAAGCGUGGCCAUUAAGGUGAUUGAUAAAGAAAAGAUCACGAAGGCUUCACUAAUAGAUCAGAUUAAGCGUGAAAUAUCUAUUAUGCGACUUGUUAGGCAUCCUAAUAUUAUACAUCUAUAUGAGGUUAUGGCCACCAAGACUAAGAUCUACUUCGCCUUGGAAUAUGCUAAAGGCGGUGAGCUCUUUGACAAGGUUGCUAAAGGGAGGCUGAGGGAAGAAGUUGCUUGGAAAUACUUUUAUCAGUUGAUCAAUGCUGUUGAUUUUUGUCACAGUAGGGGAGUAUAUCACCGUGAUAUAAAGCCAGAGAACCUACUUCUUGAUGAAAAUGAGAAUCUUAAGGUGUCUGAUUUUGGUUUAAGUGCUUUAGCCGAGUCCAAGCGCCAAGAUGGGUUGCUACACACUACUUGUGGUACUCCAGCUUAUGUUGCUCCUGAAGUCAUCAAUAGGAAGGGCUAUGAUGGUGCAAAAGCUGAUAUCUGGUCUUGUGGAGCAGUAUUGUUCGUCUUAUUGGCAGGUUAUCUUCCAUUCCACGAUUCAAAUUUAAUGGAGAUGUAUAGGAAGAUUGGAAAAGCGGACUAUAAAUGCCCUAGUUGGUUCCCUCGUGAUGUACGUCGGCUGCUUAUGAGGAUGCUUGAUCCAAACCCCUCUACUAGAACUUCCAUAGCAAUGAUAAGGCAAAGUUCUUGGUUCAAAAAAGGAUUGAGGUUUAAGAUGUUAAGAAGUGAAACAGGAAGUGAUGCUAAAGCGGGUGAAGAUGCAGCAGCUGUUUCUGGACCAUCAGAGAGUAGUAGUGUGUCAGCAGAUGGAAAUCAAGAGCCAGAUAGACCUCCGACGUUGAACGCUUUCGAUAUCAUCUCCCUUUCUGCUGGGUUCAAUCUAUCCAGUUUAUUUGAAGACAACUCAAAGAAGAAAGAAACAUUGUUUACUUGUAGAAAACCAGCCUCUGUUAUUCUCUCCAAGCUAGAAGAUAUCGCUAAACUUCUCAGGUUUCGGGUGCAGAAGAAGGAAGCAGGCCUACUGAAGUUCGAGGCGCUGACAGAGGGUAAAAAGGGGCCUUUGUCCAUUGAUACAGAGAUAUUUGAGAUUACUCCAUCCUUUUAUUUGGUGGAGAUGAAAAAAUCCAAUGGGGACACAUUGGAGUAUCAGAAGAUAUUAAAAGAGGACAUAAGACCAGCUCUACAGGAUAUUGUAUGGGUAUGGCGAGCCGAGCAGGAGCAGGAGCAGGAGCAGCAGCAACAACAGCCUCAGCCUCUGCCUCCGCAUCAGCCUCUCGAACUGCAGGAUCGGGAUCUAUAUCUGGACCAAGAGGGUGUAUCACAACAGCAGUAGCAGCUCGAAGAACAAUCAUAAAACCUGGAUUUGCAAGGACCUUAAUGUCGAUCUCCCCCAACUUGUACUAGUAACAUACUUUUCUGUACAUUUGUUCAUCUACUAAAGCUACACUACAUUCUGAUAAACAACUUGCACAACAAAAUUGCAAAAUCUAUUAUCAGCUUCUUAUAUCUUUCACAUAUUCA